CUGAAAAUUAUCUAUCAAGGAGUGCUGAAGGAGGCAGCAAAACGAGUUUUCGAGCUGGAUGUCGCUCUGACAAUUACUGGCCGAACACAACGAAGUGUUCAAAUGGCAACUGGAGAACGCAUGGAGGAGCACGUCAUUUUUUUAAUUAAGACGAUCAAUACCAGUGACGCCGGAAUCGCAUCCCUUGGAGGCGCACCGAAUCGUCCUGCUCAAGAAAAUGACUUCAAAAUUCGCCUGACUAACGAGGACUUUAUUGCAACCUUUCCAUAUCAUUUCGUAGUGGAUCAGGACUGCAAACUUGUUCAGGCGGGCAGAGAGCUUUACAACUAUAUACCCCGUGACCUUCUGGCUCCUGGUACGCCACUUAUUCGAAUAUUUGAAAUCAAUCGACCUCAAAUUCCGCUCGAUUUCGAUUCAAUUUGUAACUUCAUCAAUGCUGUCUUUGUUUUACAAGUAAAAACGACUCCUAUGGAAUUUCAAAGGAGUGUGAACAAACGGAACAGUCAGACAAUGGAAGGAAGUGGUGCUGACACUGACAGGAGCAGCGACUUCAUGACGCAGAGUCAACAUCUGAAAUUGAAAGGCCAGAUGAUGUUGCUGUCCACAGGUCGCCACGUGAUCUACUUGUGUUCACCUUAUGUCACUUCCAUUCCCGAACUCUUACAAUUUGGAAUGCGCCUCACCGCUAUGCCUCUGCACGACGCCACAAGAGAUCUCAUCCUUCUGAAUCAACAGCGUCUUAGUGACGUCGAGAUGAACGCACAGUUGGAAGCUAACAACGAGCAGUUGGAAUUGAUGGCCAAAGAUCUUGAGGUGGAAAAAGCCAAAACAGACGCUUCUGUUGAGUGA
Cooperia oncophora is the source of this 849-nucleotide messenger RNA. Lineage: Eukaryota; Metazoa; Nematoda; Chromadorea; Rhabditida; Trichostrongylidae. The record is from the annotation of a GenBank genome assembly.